UGAUAUUUCUAAACUUUUUAAAAACGUCCGACUUCCAUUUAUUGAUGUUUAUGAUGACAUAAAAGCUACAUUGUUGACCAAGUAACAAGAAAGAUGUCUGUUUUGGACCAAUGGGUGGGUGACAAGCUUCACGACAUCCUAGGUAUAUCAGACAAGUACAUCGCUCAAUAUUUGGUUGGCCUGGCUAAACAGUCUAAAAGUGGAGAUGGAUUCGUUGAGAAACUGAAAGAAACCAAUACUAUAGAUGUGGGGCCAAGCAUGGUCAUCUUUGCAAAGGAGCUAUGGGACAAGGUACCAAAGAAGCAGCAAACUGAGCGAGUUGCCAGAGUAAGGGAGAGGGAAGCACUGGCAAUACAGAAGAAAAAUGCCAGUUACACCCUGUUGUCUGAUAGUGGUGGAGAGGACGAAUAUAGCAUUCCUACUAAGAAAAGUAAAAAGGACCGAAGAAAGGCAAAUACAAGGAGAAAGACUACAACAGAUAGUGAUAGUGACAGUGAGCCUGUCAAAAGAAGAAGUAAGAAGAAGACAGCUGAUUCAUCAGAAGAUGAGCUGGACAAGAUGGAACGUGAGAGGAGAGAAGAUCUUGAAGAGCGUGAUGCCUUUGCUAAAAGAAUGCUUGAAAAGGAUAAAGAGAGUACAAGAAAAAUACAGUCUAAAUCAGAUAAAAAGGCCUAUGAAGAGGCAUCCAAGAGGCUCCAACUGGAGGCCCUUGACAGAGAAAAGAUUGUACCAGAGAUAAGGAAGGAAUCUCGUAUGAGCUACUUGAAGAAGCGGCAAAAAGAUAAACUGGAAGAUUUAGAGGCAGAAGUACAAGAUGAAGAAUAUCUGUUUGGAGACUCAAAAUUAACUGCAAGGGAGAAGAAGGAGUUAGAGUACAAACGUAAAGUGCUAAAAUUGGCCAAGGACCACAGAAGGGCAGGAGAUGUUGAGAAAGUUGACAGAUAUUAUAUGCCAAAAGAUGAUGUCAAGCCUCAGGAGGGCUAUGUGGAGGAUUCACUGGAGAAAGGCAUGAACUAUGAGCAGAAGAAAUGGGAGGAAGAACACUUGUCAGCUGCAGUCAUGAAGUUUGGGGCCAAAGAUGCAAAACAGGCUAGAAAGGAGAAGGACUAUGAUUAUGUCAUGGAUGAGGAGAUAGAGUUUGUCCAAGCUGUCACUAUGCCAGGCUCAAAUAAGUCUGCAGAGACAGAGAGCCAACUCAGCGCGAGUGAUCUGAAGAAAAUGUCAAUUGAAGAAACCAGGAAAAGUUUGCCCAUCUACAAGUUCAAGGACGACAUCAUUGCAGCUGUACGGGAUCAUCAGGUCCUCAUUAUAGAGGGCGAGACGGGUAGUGGAAAGACAACGCAGAUACCACAAUAUUUACAUGAAGCAGGGUUUACGAAUGAUAAGAUGAAGAUAGGUUGCACCCAGCCCAGGAGGGUUGCUGCUAUGUCCGUGUCAGCCAGGGUGGCUGAAGAGAUGGGCUACAAACUUGGAAAUGAAGUGGGAUACAGUAUCAGGUUCGAGGAUUGCACAUCUGAGAGGACAAUACUUAAGUAUAUGACUGACGGGAUGUUGUUAAGAGAGUUCUUGGGUGAACCUGAUCUGGCAAGUUAUAGUGUGAUGAUAAUUGAUGAGGCCCAUGAGCGUACACUGCACACAGAUGUUCUGUUUGGAUUGGUUAAAGACAUUGCAAGAUUCAGACCUGAUCUCAAACUACUAAUAUCUAGCGCCACCCUAGAUGCACAGAAAUUCUCAGAGUUCUUUGAUGAUGCUCCAAUAUUCCGUAUUCCCGGACGCAGAUUUCCAGUAGACAUCUAUUAUACGAAGGCCCCAGAGGCGGACUACCUGGAUGCCGCUGUGGUCUCUGUGCUCCAGAUACAUGUGACACAACCCAAGGGAGACAUUCUUGUGUUCCUCACUGGACAGGAAGAGAUAGAGACUGCUAAUGAAAUGUUACUGGAGCGAACUAAGAAGCUGGGGUCUAAGAUCAAGGAAUUAAUGGUUUGCCCAAUCUACUCAAAUUUGCCAUCAGAUCUACAGUCCAGAAUAUUUGACCCCACACCUCCAGGGGCAAGGAAGGUUGUCUUGGCAACAAACAUAGCUGAGACUUCUUUGACUAUAGAUGGCAUUGUGUAUGUCCUAGAUCCUGGCUUCUGCAAACAAAAAUCAUAUAAUGCCCGUACUGGUAUGGAGUCUCUUAUAGUUACCCCAAUAUCUAAGGCUUCAGCCAAUCAGAGAGCAGGACGUGCUGGCCGUGUGUCUGCUGGGAAAUGUUUCCGUCUUUUUACAGCUUGGGCCUACAAGAAUGAACUGGAGGAUAAUACAGUACCUGAGAUUCAAAGGACCAACUUGGGUAAUGUAGUUCUACUUUUGAAGAGUCUUGGUAUUAAUGAUCUCAUUCACUUUGACUUCAUGGACCCUCCACCCCAUGAAACACUCGUCUUGGCCCUGGAGCAACUUUACGCUUUGGGGGCGCUGAACCACAAGGGAGAGCUGACGAAGCUUGGACGCCGCAUGGCUGAGUUCCCAGUUGAUCCCAUGUUAUCAAAAAUGAUUCUGGCCUCAGAAAAAUAUAAGUGCUCUGAUGAGAUCCUGAGUAUAACAGCCAUGUUAUCCGUGAACAAUGCAGUGUUCUACAGGCCAAAGGACAAGGUGGUACAUGCUGACACUGCCAGGACCAACUUCUUUAGACCUGGGGGUGACCAUCUCACACUACUCAACGUAUACACACAAUGGGCAGAGACCAACUAUUCAACACAGUGGUGCUAUGAGAAUUAUAUUCAGCACAGGUCUAUGACAAGAGCUAGAGACAUCAGAGACCAGCUGGAGGGAAUGAUGGAGAGGGUUGAAAUAGAAAUCACAACCAAUGCUGGGGACACUGUAGCUAUACGCAAAGCUGUAACUGCUGGGUUUUUCUACCACACAGCCAAACUAAGCAAGGGAGGCCAAUACAAAACAGUGAAACACCAGCAGACUGUCAUGGUACACCCCAACAGCAGUCUAUUUGAAGAGCUCCCUCGGUGGCUGGUCUAUCAUGAAUUGGUCCUCACGACCAAAGAAUAUAUGAGACAGGUAAUUGAGAUUGAGAGCUCGUGGCUACUAGAGGUGGCGCCACACUACUACAAGUCUAAAGAACUGGACGAUUCCUCACAUAAGAAGAUGCCAAAACAGACUGGCAAAGCAAAGGCCGACAUGCAUAAACACUCUUGA
Molecule: messenger RNA, 3189 nt
Organism: Owenia fusiformis
Lineage: Eukaryota; Metazoa; Annelida; Polychaeta; Sabellida; Oweniidae
Source: the annotation of a GenBank genome assembly